AUGUCUGCCACGACGUCUAUUGCGCCGAGCGCGGCCUCUCCUUCGGCGACCAGCACCGGUUCUUCGAACGGAGGCAGCGGUCCAACCAGCUCACCUCUUCUGUUCUUUGUCGCCCUUGGUUUCGGUGUCGUCUUCACCAACUUAUGGAUUAUUGUCGGUGUGAAGUACUGCUUCCGCUACAACCAGCGCAACCGCCAGCGCGCACUCGGCGAAGAUGGUAACCCCAUUGACCUAAUGGCCAUGCCUCGCCCUCACAGGCGUCGCAAGGAAAAGAAGCUCAUGACCAUGGACGAUGUGAACGAGCGCUUCCCUCUCACAAAGUACAAGGUCUGGAGAGCCUCACGCGAGGCCCAUGGACUGCCUGCCGCUGGCGGUGUCAGCGCUGCCCCGAGUCGCGCUCCAAGCAUUCGACAGUCCGAUCCGCCAACCCUGCAAGACCCACCUCAAUCUCCUCGUACUACUCUAGAAAUUGCCCAGCAACACCAUGCCACCACCAUUACCGCGGCCUCGUCGACUGCCCCUAUCACUACUUAUGACAAAGUGCCAUUGGAAAAGACAGAGACCGUUGCGUCCUCUAUACACGAACACGACCACGAGUCUGACGACGAAGACGACCCCAUCCACACUUGCGCCAUCUGUCUGGAUAACCUCGAAGAUGAUGACGACGCCGACUACUAUGUUCCAAAGCCUCGUGCUGCAGAGGAUGCCGACGAAACUGGUCGUAGGGAGCGCGGUAUGCGUUUACCCUCAAGCCCUGCCGCUGCUUGGAUCGGUGCUCGUAGAUCAGGUACCACGGGCAGGAGGCGCAUGAUGCUAGGUGGUCCGAGAUUCCUGGUAGCCGAAUCUCACACCGACCAACAUGGCUUCCCACAAGUCGUGCAAAGAGGUCCGGACCAGGGCAACGCACAUGAGACUCAAGGUGGCUGGCUUAGCAGACUGCCCCGUUUUUCGAACCCUCUUCGACGCGGAAAUGAUUCGACGCAGGGCAACACUACAACUACUACACCAAGCGAUCUUGAAGCUGGAAAUUCAAGAUAG
Molecule: messenger RNA, 1038 nt
Organism: Aureobasidium vineae
Lineage: Eukaryota; Fungi; Ascomycota; Dothideomycetes; Dothideales; Saccotheciaceae
Source: the annotation of a GenBank genome assembly